AGCACCCCCUCCCCAUUCCCAAAGGCCCUCAAUUGGACCCUCUCAGCGCCCCUACAAGGUUUGUGACCAGGCUGUGAGGGUUUUUAAUUGCCUCCUUGGUUGGAGGAGAUGGGUGCCCCCAUCGGCACACUGUCCUUUGGCCACCGGACAUCAUGCCUCCCAAGAAGGAUGUUCCAGUGAAGAAACCAGCAGGGCCCCCCAUCUCCAAACCUACUGCCAAGCCAGCAGCAGGGGCCCCUCCAGUCAAGACUAAGGCUGAGCCAGCUGUUCCCCAAGCCUCUCAGAAAACCCAGGAUCCCCCUAUCGAUCUCUCCAAAGUUGUGAUCGAGUUUAACAAGGACCAGCUGGAGGAGUUCAAAGAAGCAUUUGAGCUGUUUGACCGAGUAGGAGAUGGCAAGAUCCUGUACAGCCAGUGUGGGGAUGUGAUGAGGGCUCUGGGCCAGAACCCCACCAACGCCGAGGUGCUCAAGGUCCUAGGGAACCCCAAGAGUGACGAACUGAAGUCCCGGCGUGUGGACUUUGAGACUUUCCUGCCUAUGCUCCAGGCAGUGGCCAAGAACCGGGACCAAGGCACAUAUGAAGACUACUUGGAGGGGCUUCGUGUGUUUGACAAGGAGGGGAAUGGCAAAGUCAUGGGAGCAGAACUCAGACAUGUCCUCACCACCCUGGGGGAGAAGAUGACUGAGGAGGAGGUGGAGACUGUUCUGGCAGGACAUGAGGACAGCAAUGGUUGCAUCAACUACGAGGCCUUCCUGAAACACAUCCUAAGCGUCUGAGCUCUGCGGGUGGGUGAGCCCUCCCACCCCUCCCACCCCUCCUGUCUUGAGAG
Molecule: messenger RNA, 829 nt
Organism: Otolemur garnettii (small-eared galago)
Lineage: Eukaryota; Metazoa; Chordata; Mammalia; Primates; Galagidae
Gene: MYL6B
Product: myosin light chain 6B
Exons: 7
Coding region: 153-776 (207 amino acids)
Cellular component (GO): myosin II complex
Molecular function (GO): calcium ion binding; structural constituent of muscle
Source: RefSeq, a predicted model, not a curated record